Molecule: messenger RNA, 1202 nt
Organism: Camelina sativa (false flax)
Lineage: Eukaryota; Viridiplantae; Streptophyta; Magnoliopsida; Brassicales; Brassicaceae
Product: putative glucan endo-1,3-beta-glucosidase BG3
Biological process (GO): carbohydrate metabolic process
Molecular function (GO): hydrolase activity, hydrolyzing O-glycosyl compounds
Source: RefSeq, a predicted model, not a curated record
AAUAAUCAUUCUCUCGUAACAUCAUCUUUAUAAAUUCUUAUUUCAUGAAGAUGUGUAAUGGAUCUAGUUUCUUGGCCACAAGACCACUGUUGCUGCUUCUUCUGAGCUUCAUAAUGGCUUCCUUCUUCGACACCGCAGUUGGUCAAAUCGGAGUGAGCUACGGGAGAAAUGGAAACAACUUGCGACCUGCGUCACAAGUCGUGGCGCUUUACCAACAACGGAACAUCAGGCGGAUGCGGCUGUACGACCCCAACCAGGAGGCUCUCAAGGCUCUCAACGCUCUCCGCGGCUCCCGCAUCGACCUCCUGCUAGGUGUUCCAAACCCUGAUCUCCAACUUGUUGCCUCCAGCCAAGCUGCAGCUGACACGUGGGUUCGCAAAAACGUCCGCAACUAUAACAAUGUCAGAUUCCGCUACAUCUCGGUCGGGAACGAGGUGCAACCCUCGGACCCAGCUGCGAGGUUUCUCCUCCCCGCCAUGCAGAACAUCGAUAGAGCGGUUUCAGGCCUCGGGAUCAAGGUCUCGACUUCUGUAGACACCAGAGGCAUUUCCGGGUUUCCUCCGUCAAGUGGAACCUUCACGCCAGAAUUUAGGAACUUUAUCGCGCCGGUGAUAAGUUUCUUGGCAAGCAAGAAAUCUCCUCUGCUCGUGAAUAUCCACCCUUACAUCAGCUACAAGAACAACAUGAAAGACAUUCGGUUGGACUACGCUCUGUUCAGCGCACCGUCCCCUAUAGUCAUUGACGGACAUAACCAAUACCGAAACCUCUUCCACGCAAUCCUAGACACUGUCUACGCAUCAUUGGAGAAAGCUGGAGGCGGAUCGGUGGAGAUCGUGGUGUCCGAGACCGGUUGGCCUACCGCGGGAGGACCCGCCACAAGUGUGGCCAAUGCGAAGACUUAUGUGAACAAUUUGAUUAAAACUGUGAAGAGUGGAUCUCCGAGGAGGCCAGGGAAAGCUAUAGAGACUUACAUAUUUGCUUUGUACGAUGAGAAUUUGAAGCAGGGUCCCGAGAUUGAGAAGCAUUGGGGACUGUUUCUUCCGAACCUACAGCCUAAGUAUGGUGUCAAUUUCAACUAAUAAUCCUGAACACAUUACGAUGAAGUGGUGUGAGAUAAAUGGUUUGUAUUGUAAAGGUUUCCAAAAAGUGGGAACUUGUUGUAAUAUCAAGGAAUAAUGAGACAAGAAAAAUAAUAAUAUCAA